Lodderomyces jiufengensis is the source of this 2091-nucleotide messenger RNA. RefSeq lists its product as uncharacterized. The transcript has a single exon. NCBI's taxonomy places the organism in Eukaryota, Fungi, Ascomycota, Pichiomycetes, Serinales, Debaryomycetaceae. The record is from RefSeq and is a predicted model, not a curated record. Gene Ontology annotation, molecular function: protein binding. The coding region runs from base 1 to 2091 and encodes 696 amino acids.
AUGAAUAUAUUCCUUAAUUUACCAGAAGAAGUAUUAGCACUUAUUAUUAAAUAUGCCAAUGAUAAACAAAAGCUUGAAGAAUUGGUUUCCAUUCCUGCGGUACAACAAUAUGCAUUACGUGAAAGAUAUUCGACUUAUAAUAUGGAAGCUUCAAGUGGAUCCUAUGAUGGAUCAAUCGAAAAAUUGAAAGAAGUUUAUAUCAAAUACAACUUCAAACCUUCAAAAAUAAUUGGAAAUUUAUAUCAAAUAAAUCAGCUAAUUGAAGCUUCAAAACCCAAAACAGCACCAGAGAGAAGAACAAAAUCAAGCGUCCAAGAUGUCAGUCAAUUCUUGAAUACUAUCGAUUUCAGUCAAGCAGAAUUUGAAGUUGUACUAUAUCAUGGAGAUAUUUAUUCUGAGUUGAUCUCAGUUGUUAAUAAGCUUAAUGUAACUGGAAUUCAUACGAAUAAGGGAGGUAAUAAUUUUUUCACUAUACUUGGUAAUAAUCAAAGAACAUCAUUUUUGGAAUUGAUAAAAGCAAGUAAUCUAACAUCAUUAACUACAACUUAUCUGGAUUUGCUUCAAAUUCAACCACCUAAAUCCCUAAAUGAGUUAACAAUUUAUAAUCAGCUGAACCAAAAUUUUUCCUUGGAUUUAAGCACAUUAAAUAAUCUUCGAAAAUUUAUUUGUCAUGACUUAAGGGAAAUGGAUUCAUUAGAUGGUCUUCAAAUACCCAAAUCAAUCAGGCAUCUAGAAUUAAUAUCCUGUGGAAUGCAAAAUUUAAAUAAUUUGGAAAGUUUAACAAAAUUGGAUACACUUAUUAUCGAAAAUUGUUCUAAAUUCAUUGGUUUCAUCAAGUGCAUUUUACCUGAAUCUUUAAGAAAUUUAUGCUAUGCCAAUUGUCUCACAAAAGGAAAAGUUAACCAACUAUAUAAUGAAGUUAAAGAACUCACAAAUGAUCAAUUUGAAAUUUCAGAUUUUUCAAGUGAUGGUAAAUCAUUAAUUAUUGGCCCUGAUUUCAAAUUUCCUCCACGAUUAUACAACAUGAGUAUUAUAGAUCAUUUUAGUACUUUACAAUUUGAAUCACGAUCAACAUUAAGAGGACUUGAUAAAUUAGAGUUAAUUGGUAUAGAAAAUUUUAAUUUAAAAGAAUUUUUUCAAUUAUUACAAAAUGAAUUAACUUCAGUUAGUAUCACCUAUUGUCAACUUUUGGAUAUUGAUGACUGCCAAUUUCCUUGUGUAAAAGAAUUAAAAUUCUCAGGAAAUACAAUUUCCAGAACUUUUAAAACAAAUUUGGCUCAAUUGGAUUGUUUGAAAGAUUUAGUGAUUGAAAUGAAUGCUUAUGCUGAUAGUUUUAAUUUGGAUCCUUUCAAAUUUUUUACAAUUGAAAAUACUUUUGUUGAUUCAUCUGGUACACCAAAGAGGAAAGUUGCAAAAAAUGUUGAAUCUUCCUCAAGUGAUCAAGCUGUUUCAAUUAAUAUGCCAAAUUUGCAGUUUCUAAGUUUGGAUAAAUACAAUAGAAAUUGGGGAAGAAGAAAUCAAUUUAAUAUUGAAGAUGUUCCUCCACCGGUAAACUUAAAUGGUUGUAAAAAUUUAGUUUCAUUAUCAAUGUCCAACAUGGGCUAUAAAAUUUUGAAUCUUGAUCAUUUACCAAACUCGAUAAAAUUUAUAAAAUUUAGAGAUUUCAAAUUUUUCUCAAUUGUCGGUGUUUUUGAUAAAUUUUCACAUCUAGAAAAGUUAGAUUUAAGAUCUAAUGAAAUUAGCUAUUCAAUGUUAUCAAAUCAAUCAUUCCCAAAUAGUUUAAAAAUUUUAGAUUUAUCAGAUAAUAAACUUGAAGAUUUGACUUGUUUAUAUCUUUCAAAUUGUACUAAUUUAAGUCAUUUGUUUUUAAAUAAAGUAACUGGUCUGGAUAAUCCUAAAGGUGCAAGGGAAUUAAAAGAAUUAUUUCUAAAAAUUAAUAUUGACUCAAAAGAAAAUAUAGCUGAAUUAAGUAAUCGUAAUUCAAAAAAGAUUUUUAAAAUUGUUAAUGGUAAAGAUGUUAGUAGAGCUGCUAAAAGGGAAUUAAAAUCAAAAUUAAGAAACAAUGAUGCUGAUCCAACUUUCAGAGGAUGA